This is a messenger RNA of Penicillium macrosclerotiorum, 906 nucleotides long. RefSeq names its product thioesterase family protein. The record is from RefSeq and is a predicted model, not a curated record. Lineage: Eukaryota; Fungi; Ascomycota; Eurotiomycetes; Eurotiales; Aspergillaceae. Bases 1 to 906 code for a protein of 301 amino acids. The transcript has 5 exons. Gene Ontology annotation, molecular function: fatty acyl-CoA hydrolase activity.
AUGAUUUCCCGAACGGCUCUACGACGACCGCUGCCAGGCAUAAUUUCCUCCUCCUGCUGCACCUCUCGUUUCCUCUCCUCGACCGCCCUUGUGCAGAAUGCCCGUCCGUCAGCUUCGGACAACUCGCCGGCACGACCCCAUACGAUCGAUCCGCGAUGGCUCACAAUGAUGAAGCGACGGAUUGGCAAAUGCCUGAUGUUCGGUAUGAAGUCGGACCAGAUUGAUGAAGCAGGGAAGAUUCUGCAGCAAUUGGCGAAGGACUGGCGUGAAUUGCUCGCAGGCAGCGAGGGGUUCCUAACCGAUGAGAAGAGGCGAAGCUUGUUUCAACAUAAUGUAGUGUGGGGAGAGCAGGAUAUCAUGCAUUUUAACCAUCAAGGACAGGGUCACGUCAAUAACGUCACCUACGUGCGAUACGCCGAAACAGCUCGAGUGAACUGGACGCGCAAUAUUGGCAUUCACAUUGACCCGGCUAAUAAGAAGGAAUGGCUCAAUUUGCUCAAUAAUACUGGGAUUGGGCUCAUCCUACGAAGCAUCAAGGUCGACUAUAAAUUUCCCAUGGUAUCACCAGACAAGAUCACAGUAUAUCAAAGACUUGUCCCAGAUCCAUCAUCAUUUCUAUCUUCGCAAUCUGCAUUUCAAUUGCAGGUGAUGAUCCUCUCAGAAGCCCGCCAACGCCCCGCAGCUCGUUGCUAUGAAGAUAUUGUCACGUAUGACUAUAAGAAGAAUCGGAAAACCCCAGAACUGCCACCUUUCAUUCUUGACCAAUUCAGAACGAUUUGGGAACUACAAGAAAAUGCUAAGAAUGAGUGGCAAAACCGGAUUUUGGACAUUGAAAAUCGGGUACGGGCUCUAGAAGUUAAGAGUUGGGACCGUGUGGAUGCUGUUGAAGAUACAGGUUCAGCUUGA